Saprolegnia diclina VS20 is the source of this 1359-nucleotide messenger RNA. RefSeq lists its product as hypothetical. The transcript has a single exon. Lineage: Eukaryota; Oomycota; Saprolegniomycetes; Saprolegniales; Saprolegniaceae. Gene Ontology annotation, molecular function: phosphatase activity. The record is from RefSeq and is a predicted model, not a curated record. The coding region runs from base 24 to 1325 and encodes 433 amino acids. Gene Ontology annotation, biological process: dephosphorylation.
CUCGACCUUGACCACAAACGUUUAUGACGGACAAGAGCAGCAGCAGCGAACUCAAGGUGCUCGUGACGCUAUCUCGUCACGGUAGCCGCGCGCCCAACGCGAUCGCCAAGCGGCUCUGUCCCGCGAACGCCGCCAACGCGCAGGCGUACCAAGUGCCACCGGCCCAGCUGACGGAGAAGGGCAUGGAGCAGCUCCGCCUCGCCGGCAACCACAUCCGCGAAGAGUACGUCGAGCGCCAGAAAUUCCUGUCGCCGUCGAUUGCGGGCCCCGAGCGACUGCACUUCGAAACGUACUUUCGCGCCGACUCGGCCGACCGCUGCGGCCAGAGCGCGCUCUCGCUCGGGUACGGCCUGUACCCGGACGAGACGGGCCCGAAGGGCUUCUCCAAGCAGCCGAUUGCGAUCUACAUGCAACUCAUCCAGAACGAACACGAGUUUGCCGCAACCGAAGGGCCGUGCGCCGCCGUCGCCAAGGCCGACGACCUUCGCUACGAGCGCAGCCGUGCGCAGGACCUCCUCCGCGAGAAGAAGGCGCUGCUCGACAGCGUAAGUGCGCUCUGCGGCGUGGACAUCCCGUCGAUUCCGAGCAUGGCCCACGGCGAAGACGUCAUCACGGGCAUCAAGGACAUUGCGGACGCCUUUACGUUUGACGCGCAAGCCGGGCUCCCGCCGCUGCCGGGCCUCACCUCGCAGAUUCGCGCCGAGAUGGAGCAACUCGCGUUCACGAACCUCAUGGAGCGCUACUACUCGACGCCCGAGCAGGUCACGUACUGGGUCGGUGGGUUUGGCGAUCUCUUGCUCAAGAACCUCAACCAAGCGACGCAGCCGACGCCGCUCGACGGUACCUACAAGUACUACUCGUACCACGGGCACCGCGAACUGCUCCACGGCCUCGGGAAGUUGCUUGGCUGGGAUUUCCAGUUCGAGGGCCUCCCCGUUGCGCUCAACACCUCCUCGUUGCACCCCGGCACGACCAUGACGUUCGAGGUUCGCGAACGCAAGCGCCAAUUCUUUGUCAACACGUUUGUGUGGUCGCCGCAGACCAGCCGCGACGCCGUGCGUCUCGCCAAGUGCUCGUCCAUUGACUGUCCGCUGGACGAGUUCAACGGCAUUUUCAAGGCCCAGCUCGACGCCACGGGCUCGUACGUGGACAUUUGUUCGCCCAAGGACGUGCUGGCAACGUCCGUCGACGACGAGGCGAUCGAGUACGACUCGAUCUUGCUCACGGUUGCGCCCUUCAUCGCACUCGUGGUGUUUGUGGCCAUGGCCGUUCACAGCGCCACCCGCCGCACAAAGCGCGCUGUCGAGUACCGCGUAUUGCCAUAAAUAAGAAUAAGAAAUAGAGUCGUUGCACCCAGCA